This is a messenger RNA of Lymnaea stagnalis (great pond snail), 5577 nucleotides long. NCBI's taxonomy places the organism in Eukaryota, Metazoa, Mollusca, Gastropoda, Lymnaeidae. The record is from the annotation of a GenBank genome assembly.
AACACUUGCUGACUUUCUUGCGUGAUGAUUCUCAUGUCAGGUACUGCGAAGGCAAACGACAGUUUUGAUUCAGAAGUUGGAUAAAUAUAUUGUUACGUUGUUAAAUUAUUAUAUCAUGUAUAAAUAAUUUAAAGCUUUUGACGAUCCGUGGUAAGGUAAGCAUUAUUUAUUUAUUUAAAUGGUUUCAUACUUUGUAGACAAUUAUUGACAAUGGUGUACGCAAUGUAAAUGUUUCAAAUCAACAACCGAGAAACUGAAACUCAGAAGUCAUUUUUUUAAAUUCAACCCUUAAUUUUAUUUAAGCGAUAAACUUGUUCAGAUAGUUAAUUUACCCAUUCAAUUGUAAUUUAAUGAUAAAUACACAUAUUAAUAUUAACUAUUUUUAAAAAUUAGUUAUUUGCAAUUAUUUGUUUAGUGCAGGAAGUAGAUCAUUCUUUUUCUAACUUUGGGCUUUGGGAAUUUUGUUUGUCAGCCGUAGUCUGCCUCCGUCUAAGUUUCCCAGCUGAUUUACUGGCCUUUGUUGACCUACUUCUGAAAUAAUGGAAAAGGAAGGGUGAAAAUACGUAACAGAAGUACUAGUAGAAACUAAGGAUUUUUUUUUUUUCAUGUCUUCGUCAAUAUUAAUUUUCAUUUUAUUAUUUUCUGGUUGGUUACUAUUGGCUUUCAAUUAAAUAUCUUUUAGAAAUGGCGUGGAGAUGGCGGCUUUGGCGUAAGCUAUUGAUUUUUCCUCCCGAGUAGGAAAUUUCUAGUUGGCGGCCAAUCCUUGCAAGCGAACCACCACCUACACACUGCGUGAUCGCGUUUAGCUUUGGCCUGACUGAGACUGAGGGGAAACAGAGAAGUGGGUUAGUUGAGCAUGGGUGCCAUGGCUACAAUAGCCAACAAACCCUAGUUUCGGUUAUUAGAAUAGAGUUCAGAUAGAAGCUUAUCAUCAAGCAUAUUAUAAUUCGAAUUAUAAUUUAUAUUACAUGCGGGCCAAUAUUCCUACUGCCGCAAUCUAGGCUGUAUUGAAGCCUAUUUAAUAUUUAAAUUCACAAAUCUGCCAUUUAAUGUAAAUAAAUAAUUAUUUCUACAAGGCCUAAAUUUUAAAUAUAUUUAAUUUUUAAUAUUAUUACUUUAUUGGUAUUGAGAUUUUAAUAUGCCUAUCCUAAGUAACUAAGUAGCUAAUAUAAUAGUAAUAAUAGUCAAUAUUAAAUAUGAUUUACUAUGGUAUAGUUAGGAAUAAAAUAAAAGUAUAGGCUUACAUUAGAUUGCGAUAGGCUAAGCUAUUUGAAUUUGUCAUGAAAUGUAAGUGAACACUUCUACACUGACACUACACUGACUCUUUAAUGCUUUCUCAUUUUUAUACAUUGAAAUUUAAUUUUUAAAUCAAAAUACAAUGGCUUAGUUUUUUUUCAAUCUCAAUAAUUUACAUUUGAUUGUUGUACUGGUUUGAGUGGUAAAGCAACCACAAAAAUAUAAUCUAAUAUUGUGAAAAUAUUUUUACAAAUAUAUAUAGGCUAGUCCAAAAUAAAAAAAAAUGGCUUGCUUUUAAUUAAUUUUUUAAAAUUUAUUAUUAUACUGUACUAUACUAGAGAGAAUGUUCUAUGUCAAAAUUAUGUAUGGUAUAAUUCUUAAAUGACAUGGCCAUGCCUUGGACUUGGAUAUGACAUAUAAUUUGUAAUAUUGUCACAUCAAAUUGACCAUGAUUAUGACAUAAGAAUUGUUUGCUUUCUUUUUAAAUCUCUUUGAAAAUGACACUUUUAAUUAUGGUCUUUUUACUUAAGUAAAUUUUAUUUGUAUACAACAUUAACGUUUAAAUAGUUGUAGUGGGGUGAUGUAGAAAAAAAGUAUUCACAUGUUUUUUAUUUUGAUGUUUCAGCGUUAUGCCACCCAUGGCGACGUCGUCAGCAAAGCGCAAGUGGUCAGAUGUAUUUGGGGAUAGGGACAUCUGUGAUAAGCAGUCCAUUAUGGAUUUGUGUACUACCAAGCUGCGCUAUGUGAACCCUGCUCGCCCCCCUCGGAGACGGACUGAGGUGCCCCUUCUGCGAAAUGUACUCAUAGUUAAUACAAUGAAACAUCUCUCCGCUGAGAUGAAAACUGAAAAGCAAAUGGAAUAUAACAAUGAAGAUCUUAGUGUUGAUCCUGGUCAUUUUGAAGGACUACCUCCUCUAUCUGAAUUACUCACAGAUAUUAUGUUGGAUCCUCAACCUAUAGAUCAGCAGCAGCAAUCAGUCUCAUCCUUUGGCUGGACAUCCACUGGAGGGCCACCGUAUGCCACACCACUAGAGCCUAGUAUUCCCUCGUAUAUGGACACCUCUGAUGGUGUCAUGGAAGGGGGAGAUGAAGAAAAGAUUGUUCAUGACUUAUUGCCAUGUACAAGUGUCAUGGGUAUGAAUCCUGCACAACAUUCAACUUCUUGGGAUACACAGGGCAGUCCCCAACAACAUUCAAGCAAUUGGCAAGUCAAUGUUAGCAGUGCAGGUCAUCACUCUCCUUCAUGGGAUGCACCGUGUGAUCCAAGUGUUCUGGACUGUUUCUUGUCAAGUGCCUCCAUACAACCAUCUCCUAGUGAUUCAUUAGAUACUCUAGCCUCUGAUCUAGCAUUCCAGUCAUCAAGCACCCCUCUUCCCUCUUUCACCUCUCUUUUUGAAUCCCAUCAUAGUUCAUCAUUUACAGAACUCUUACCAACAUCAACACUGCAAGGUCCUACUUCAUCAUCCACCAUAUCCCCUUCCUCAUUCAUGGCAUCAACAUCAGCCUCUUUCCCAACAAUCGGUGGUACUUCUACUGAAGACUUGAUAGGUAGUGUUAAUCUGACUGAAUCUGAACUGGAAAUCCUCCUGGCCAUGACAGUUUCAUCCAGGCAUAUGUCAUUUGAAGAUUUAGUUCAAGCUUUACCUCUGCAGCAAUCAUCUCAACCAUCACAGUCAUUCUAUGUGCCUUCCUCACUACAGAGUAGUGUCAGUCCAGGCUGUGAAAACUCACCCGCUGCCAACAACCAGUGUUCCAGCUAUUGCCGCAAUGACCAACCUCCACCAAGUGUGGAUGAAAGCAGUAUGGUUCGAGUGCUAGUCAACCUUUGAACAAUCAUAACCUAUAUUGUACCAAUAAACUUGUUGCCUUCCAGCAAAGGCCUAAAUUUUGCCAGCACCAGGGUGUUCAACACCAAAACUGGUGAGUGGUGUCUCAACAUGCCUUGCCUUGAUUAUAAUUAUACUCAAAUUUGACAAGGACCACAUUUUUUCCUCUGAAAAAUGUCAACCCCAUUUAAGAAAAAAAAAUUAAAACUAUGCCUUAAUAUUCACACAGAAUUAUUAGUAUGCAUAGGGCUCUCUUUGCUAUGUACGUGAGAAGCUGGAGCACUAACUGUUUUGAAGUCCAGAAGAUUGUUCCAUUAGAGGAAGAUGUAUUAGGAGAUACUCAGGGAAAGAUGAUUGAUCCAUGCAAAGCUUGCUAUUUAUUUUCUUGUUGCCAUACAAUUGUAUUAAUGUUCAAUAUAAUCAGUAGUUGGAGCAAUGAAAUGUCAAGUCAAAGCUGCAUGUGAACAAGGACAUAUUCAUAGAUGAUAAUUUCUCAGCCAAUCUCCAUUAGUAUUCUACUAUUUGUGCUAUUCUUACACUCCAUCUCGAGGGGUACCGCAUAUGACAUUGAGUAGAAGGCUGGUGAGACCAAAACUUUGGGUUUGGUACAUUAUCGCCAGGGUGACUAAAGCAUUGUGAUAUUGUGUUCAUGAAUAAUGCAAUGUAAAAUGGAAUGAUUGAUUUCAUAUAAUUAGGGUGUGAUAUGAACAGAAUCACUAAUUUAAGGGUGUCCUUCCAAGAAUUUAAUGUUUUAAAGUUUUUAGAUAUGUGAGUGCAUGUUAAACUGUACAAUCUCCAGAGUACAAUAAUUGUAGAUAAUAUCAUUGUAUCUGUACAACAUGGUUAAAGUUAAAGCCAAAUGAUGUGUCCAAACCUAUUUAUACAACAAAGGCAAAACUGUACUCUGAAGUUUCGACAUAUGACUAGGUCAGUUUCUGGACUGUCCUUUGUCCAUAAGUCAUGGCUGUGAUUUUUAUGUCUUUUCGCUGCUGAUCACUACUGUUAAAUUCUGCUUUAAGGGAAAGAACAUGCUUCAUUAACUGAACUAUUUAUAUUUUGAGUUUAAAAAAUUUCUGUAUCUUUAAUAUCUAUUAAUAUUAUCAUAGCUAGUAUAAGUAGAAUAAGUCUAAAGUUUUUGUUUUUUCAGUACUCGGUAUAAUGAAUAGUAAAAAAUGUAACAUUUUAAACUAUCAUAAUUUUUUUUUUCUCCCACUAACCUUCAGCCAUAUAUGAUAUGUGAAAUAAGUGUAAGGAAACAUUUGACAUAAGUCUUUAGUUGUUUUAAUCUGCAUCUGCGCAACAACCAAUGUCUUUCAGUCACUUAAUUUUUCUCCAUUUAUCAGACUGCAUCCCUUAAUAAUACGUAGCCCAGUAGUCAGCGAAAAAAUUGUAUUGUAUAUAAAUCUAACAGAGUGUUUAUUUUUUCAUGAUUGUUUUUGUUUGAAUGCAAAUACUUAUAAGAAUGGCAAGAAUGUGAUAUGAUUGUCUAUAAUAUUUGAUACAAUGGUUUAGAUCAAAUAAGCUAGAGCGUUUGAGAUUAUUUUGGCCAAUUAGACUCCUUUCAGGUCACAGGUUUUUAGUUAAACAAGGGUUAAAUUGUAUAUAUUUGUGCUACUCAAGUCUCUUACUUUUAUCCAUCAUCUGAGAUUAGAUUGUGAUCAGUAGUGAAUUGCUUGAAAACAAAAAGCAAAAGAUUUAAAUUGGGCAGCUAUUUAUUUUUCUCCACUGGUCUUUUGUUGGAUGCCUUUUGAUUUGUUUCCCUGAUUUAUCUGAUAUCUAAUAAAAGAUGGAGACUUCCCAGGUGGGACUAGUAUUUUUUUUAAAAUGAAAAUGUGAAGAGAUAGUUUAAUGUCGGGAGAUGUUAACAUAUUUUUUGUAUGAAUCUCUAUUUCUGACAGAACUAGAAGCUUUUGUUGAUGAUGUUUGUCCUAGUCCAUUACUAAUGCAUUGUUUUAUCAUUUGUCCAAUAGUUCUUGCAGACGAUUAUGUCAAAAUUUUUAAUCAAUAUGUAUUGCUUAAAACUGUUUUAUUAUUAUGCUUUUGGAUGAAGAAUACUUUUAUAUCAAAGCUAAAAAUAUCAAGGAAAGAUAUUUUGAAUAGACUACAAUUUUUUUUACCCAGCAUGCUUGGUGUAGAAUCUGUUCAGCUAAGUCACACAUUUCAACACCUGGUCAAAAUUAGCACCCAUAGGAGGCAUUUCAUUCAGUAUUUUCAUUAGUAAUUUAUUUUAAUUCUGAAUUUAAUAAAUACCACUAAUUUUAAGUAUAAUUUGACAGUAGUAGGUUCUCUAAAAGUAUCAACUUUUUAUUUAGGCUGCUUUGUAAAGCAGGGGAAAAUAAGUUCUAAAUAUGUAUGAACAUCAAAUUAUUUUUCUUAUUGUUUAAGAAAGGUAAGGAAAGCUAGCAUUCGAAAGGUAUGCACACAGCUUUGGGGCACUUAAUGUUACAGCAUGGUGUGUAGCCUUGUAUUUACACAUUAUCUCUUGGGUUGUUUUUUUUUUUUUAAGCUGGCCUGU